AGGUAGUGAAAGCUCUCAUGAAGUUUCGUAAGUUGUAGGCUCUUCAAAAGCACAUCGCACUGAUCGAGAAAUAAUGGAAAGGAAGAGGGACAUACAUAUGACGUUCUUUUACCUUGAAAAGGCCUACAACAAAGUCCCGAGAGAUAUCCUUUAGAGAUGCCCCGAGGCUAGAGGGACAACUUCCUCAGCCUUCCAUGCAUACAAGUCAGACUGGUGGAGAAAUAAUGGAAAUGAAGAGGGACAUACAUAUGAUGUUCUUUUACCUUGAAAAGGCCUAUGACAAAGUCAUCCCGAGAGAUGUCCUCUAGAGAUGCCCGGAUGGCUUGUAUAAUUUUCAAGAGAAAACAGUUUCUCCUUGUGAGUAGGUUGAAUCUCAUGCUCGUUUAGCCUCAAUAAAGGCAAAAUGCGUCCCAAACUUAACAAGCAUGAGAUUCAACUUACUCAGAGGAGAAACUGUUUUUUCUUAAGAAGCACAUAAAGUUUCUUUCUUAGUGGAAAAUGACUGCAUAAGCCUACUUCUCCAUUGCAGGGACAACUUCCUCAGCCUUCCAUGCAUACAAGUCAGACUGGUGGAGAAAUAAUGGAAAGGAAGAGGGACAUACAUAUGAUGUUCUUUUACCUUGAAAAGGCCUAUGACAAAGUCGUCCCGAGAGAUGUCCUCUAGAGAUGCCCCGAUGGCUUGUAUGAUUUUCAAGAGAAAACAGUUUUUCCUUGUGAGUAGGUUGAAUCUCAUGCUCGUUUAGCCGCAAUAAAGGCAAAAUGCGUCCCAAACUUAACAAACAUGAGAUUCACCUUACUCAGAGGAGAAACUGCUUUUGCUUAAGAAGCACAUAAAGUUUCUUUCUUAGUGGAAAAUGACUGCAUAAGCCUACUUUUCCGUUGCAGGGACAACUUCCUCAGCCUUCCAUGCAUACAAGUCAGACUGAUCGAGAAAUAAUGGAAAGGAAGAGGGACAUACAUAUGAUGUUCUUUUACCUUGAAAAGGCCUAUGACAAAGUCGUCCCGAGAGAUGUCCUCUAGAGAUGCCCGGAUGGCUUGUAUAAUUUUCAAGAGAAAACAGUUUCUCCUUGUGAGUAGGUUGAAUCUCAUGCUCGUUUAGCCGCAAUAAAGACAAAAUGCGUCCCAAACUUAACAAGCAUGAGAUUCAACUUACUCAGAGGAGAAACUGUUUUUGCUUAAGAAGCACAUAAAGUUUCUUUCUUAGUGGAAAAUGACCGCAUAAGCCUACUUUUCCAUUGCAGGGACAACUUCCUCAGCCUUCCAUGCAUACAAGUCAGACUGGUGGAGAAAUAAUGGAAAGGAAGAGGGACAUACAUAUGAUGUUUUUUACCUUGAAAAGGCCUACGACAAAGUCUUGAAAGAUGUCCUCUAGAGAUGCCCGGAGGCUAGAGGGACAACUUCCUCAGCCUUCCAUGCAUACAAGUCAGACUGAUCGAGAAAUAAUGGAAAGGAAGAGGGACAUACAUAUGAUGUUUUUUACCUUGAAAAGGCCUAUGACAAAGUCGUCCCGAGAGAUGUCCUCUAGAGAUGCCCGGAUGGCUUGGACAACUUCCUCAGCCUUCCAUGCAUACAAGUCAGCACCUUUAGGUUCUGCCGUUCAGACAGGAAAUGCAAAUGGAGGUGACUGGCAGGAAGAGGUUUACGAAAAGAUCAAGUCUAUGAAGGAGAUGUAUUUUUCAAAGCUCAAUGAUCUAUACCAAAAAAUUACUUAUAAAGUGCAACAGCAGGAGUCUCUUCAUCAGCGUCUUCAAAAUGAGCAAAUUGAAAAGCUCAAGAUGUUCAAGAUGUCGUUGGAACGCAUUCUGCGUUUCAUGGGGCUUAACAAGCAUGAUAUUCAACCUGCUGACAAAGAGAAAUUGCUUCUGGUUGAGAAGCAAAUAGAUUUCUUUCUCAGUCCCAAUAAGCCGCGAAAGCCUACUUCUUCUCCAGUGCAGGAGCAACUUCCUCAGUUUUCCAUGCAGCUUCAGCAACCACAAUCUCUUGAUGGUCAAACUAAUCCAUCGAUGCAACCCGUACAGGGUUCCAUGGUAGCAAUGCCGCAGAAUAAUCUCACCAACUUGCAACAGUCACUUCCUAAGCAGCAUGAGCAGCAAAUGUUGCAGAACCAGCAAUUAAGACAGCAGUACCGCCAUCAGCAAAUGCUGCAGCAACUCUUUCAAAGAAAGCAGUUAAUGCAACAGCAGCAAGCAAAGCAACCCAUACGGGGUUCCAUGGAAGCACCUUUAGAUUCUACAUCUCAGAAGGGACACUCAAAUGGAGCUGAUUGGCAGGAAGAGGUUUACCAAAAGAUCAAGUCUAUGAAGGAGAUAUAUUAUUCAGAGCUCAAUGAUAUAUACCAGAAAAUUGCUUAUAAAGUACCACAGGAGUCUCUUCGUCAGCGUCUUCAAAAUGAGCAAAUUGAAAAGCUCAAGAUGUUCAAGAUGUCGUUGGAACGCAUUCUGCGUUUCAUGGGGCUUAACAAGCAUGAUAUUCAACCUGCUGACAAAGAGAAAUUGCUUCUGGUUGAGAAGCAAAUAGAUUUCUUUCUCAGUCCCAAUAAGCCGCGAAAGCCUACUUCUUCUCCAGUGCAGGAGCAACUUCCUCAGUUUUCCAUGCAGCUUCAGCAACCACAAUCUCUUGAUGGUCAAACUAAUCCAUCGAUGCAACCCGUACAGGGUUCCAUGGUAGCAAUGCCGCAGAAUAAUCUCACCAACUUGCAACAGUCACUUCCUAAGCUGCACAAGCAGCAAAUGUUGCAGAACCAGCAAUUAAGACAGCAGCACCACCAUCGGCAGAUGCAGCGGCAAGCUUUUCAAAGGUGGCAGUUAAUGCAACAGCAGCAAGCAAAGCAACAGCAGACCACGCUAUUGUCACAGCUUCAACAGUCUUCCAUGCAGCUUCAGCAACCACGUUCUUAUGAUGGUCGAAACUAAUCCACAGACAGGAUUCCAUGGAAGGCAAAGCAACAAAACAAUCUCACCAUCUUGCAACGUAGUUGUUUGGAUAAUUCAAUUGUUUAUGUAUGGUCCUGAACUCACUGCACCCUUCCCUAGAUUAUGUAAAGUACUGCAAUUAUUCUGAUAAAUUACUUAAAUUUUAUGUGGGAAGGGAGAGCCUUGAAGUAACUGGCACAGUUGUUUCAUGCAAUUAUUCUUGUAAAUUGCUUAAAUUUUAGGGAAAAACUACACAAAACA
Messenger RNA from Solanum dulcamara, 3173 nucleotides. RefSeq names its product mediator of RNA polymerase II transcription subunit 15a-like. The record is from RefSeq and is a predicted model, not a curated record. NCBI's taxonomy places the organism in Eukaryota, Viridiplantae, Streptophyta, Magnoliopsida, Solanales, Solanaceae. Bases 1362 to 2912 code for a protein of 516 amino acids. Gene Ontology annotation, molecular function: chromatin DNA binding; transcription coactivator activity. The transcript is spliced from 16 exons.